Molecule: messenger RNA, 5326 nt
Organism: Paramuricea clavata
Lineage: Eukaryota; Metazoa; Cnidaria; Anthozoa; Malacalcyonacea; Plexauridae
Source: the annotation of a GenBank genome assembly
GGAAUUAUUGAUAAAUAAAUGUGCGAUAUACAUUAUUAACAAACGUUUUCUUCAUAUUUAUUUGAUUAUACUUUAAAUAUCGUUAUAUUCAAUAUUGAUUACAAAUUUCAAUUUAAACUUUAAUCUUAAACAUGAAACUCUAACUUCCCAAUGUUAAAUAUAAAUCGAAUUCGUGAAUAUAUAAGGUCUAACUUCUGCAUUAUUAUAGUUUAGGCCGUGGAUCUAUUCUAGAACAUAAAAACCCAAACAAGGCCUGGAGACAUUGUCGUAUUUUCCGUCAAAAUAUCUCUCUAUGACAGGCAAUGACCGGUGAUAGACUACCACGUAUUCCUCACACCUUUCAUAGAUUUCACUAACUACAGAAAGGAAAGCCACUUCUUUCAACAGGUAUUCGACGCCUUCUUCUAAAUCAAUUGCGGUAUUCCUCCUGUUCUCCGACAUGUUUUCUUCGCGGCCAUUUUUCAGUGAGACAAGAGCAAGCUGGGUGCACCCCUGGAUAUCCUUCUGAAACUGAUCAUUCACUUCGUAUAAAUGUUUCACAUAGUUUAGAGCAUUGAUGUACGAGUCUGAGGUUUCGAUAUCACGACUCCAAUCGAUGUAUUCAGUCGAUUCAUUUUGUAUUCCACAAGAGUGCAUAGCUUCUUGACAUUUAUUUCGAAGACGAUUUGCAUUCAUUCUGGCAGACUUCUCUGGAUUCCUACUACGAAUAGCUCUGUAGUUGUGUUCAGAUAGUUUAUCCGUCAGAAACAGCAAGAUCUUAGAGAGAAAAUGCACAAUUAUUGAAAGUGUGGCUGGCUUUCACUCGUGCAGCAAAUGGUGUAACCGUCUGUGGAGUGUUAAAAUAAAUCCAAUCCUUUGUAUUAUUAAUCUUACCUUCUGAUCAGAGUUUUCCGUCGCAAAUUGAAACAUUUUUUGAAGAUUCUCCACUUUGUAGAAAAACGAAUUUCCAGGACUGAUUCCCAACAUAAUGGUUCGUUUGUUUUCUAAAUAUAUUCGACCAUUCUUGACAGUUUGUGAUUCUUCCAUUUUGAUGACAAUCUGAUGUUCACUGUGAGCUGGAGACGUUCACUAUGAGCUUUGUUCCAGAUCUUGAAACGACCAACUUAUUUCUAAUUCUAACACCCACACAUCACAUGAUUUCAUGCGGUAUGUGUCACAUGAUGGUACAUUUUCUUGCCAAAUACAUUAUGAAAACGCUAGUGCUAACUCGGCGAUCUAUUCUUGUGGACUCGAGAAUCUGCCUGUGGUCGAUACAUAGCUGGAUAAAUAGAAUGCUAGAACAUUUGACUUAUCAACAAAAAUAAUUCUUGCGAAAUCAAUUCUAAGUAUAAAUGCUUUAAGUUUUGACUUUUGAGUAUGCUACCAUUUUCCUGGGAAAUUACCUUCAGUAUUUUCACAUUGAUCGAGGUAAUAGUUUCCUGUUGAAUUCUGGGAAGAAUAUAUACAGUGCAAUAUUGUGCAAUAAUGCUACAUCAAAAUAAGAUAUUCUAAACGAUAAACGUUUCAACAUUAACCUAGUGACAGGAUGUUUUAAUCGAGCUAAACUUGAAACAACAUUCUAUAUAUUAGUUUUAUUAAUCAUAUAAAAAUUAAUAAUUUGAGAAAUAAUUCGAAGUAAAACUGUCGUGUAAUAUAUAAUAUCGGGGAAUAUUCCAAGAAGAUGAGAUCACGAGAAUGUGAAUUUUCCAAGAAGAUGAGAUCACGAGACGAAAUUUCAAUUACUGUCAGAUAUUAUAAGUGAUUUCUUCCCAUGUCGAAAUAUCUGCAAAUUGAUCAUGUGCUCAUCACAUGUUUAAUAGAAUAAAUAUAGACAGAGCUUCCAGGAAUAAAGCGCAGAUUGCUGUUAACUCACAUGAUUCAGGACUCAGCAGCAUUUUCACUUCCAACAGACUUACACAGAGGUACAUCUGCAGGUACAGUACGUAUUGUCAGGCAGUGCACAAUUUGAAGCAGCCAAGUUUGAAACAUGGACAACGUUGCUUACACAAUGUUAGCUGCGAUAAUAACCGCUAUUCUAGCUCUACCAGUUCUAUACAAGGUGCUACAGGUGGGUAGCGCAAAAUUCUUAAUAAUUAGAUAAAAUAUAAAUAGUUGUUUAGUGUUUCUAUACAUUACGCUGAGAACGAAAACUUUACAGUAUACGAUCUUGUUAGUUUACCACAAUGAACAUAUAUCAUGAAACCACUACCUCAGACUAGAAUUUUCUUUGAUUUACAUUAACGUGUAUUUUAUUUCCUAGUUAUGCUUGGUCGUCCUUCGAGUUCCUUGGAAAAACAAAGCUGGUCAACGAAUGCCAGGAGAACUCCCAAAGUUGCCAUUUGGUCAUUUCAAUGAAGUAAAUUUCUUUGGUCGAGAAUGUUCAAAAAAAUAUGGACCUGUUUAUUAUAUCUGGCAUUGCUUUGCACCUGUAGUGUAUGUCAAUGUAUACCUUUUCUAAGGCUUUUACAGUAAACUAAAAUAAUUCCUGAUAUAUUCUCAGAAAUAGUUUUUAAAUUUUCUUCUUUGACCACAUUCCUGCUGCCUCGUAACACUUAACUAUCGAUAGAAAAGAUUAUAUAUAAACUCUUCUUUUACAGAAUAUUAUCAGACGCGAAAGCCAUACGUACGUUUUAUACCGACCAUUAUUCCCAUGACCGUGAGAGCGAUAUGACUUGUCUGGGGACUGUGUUCAAAGGGAUCCUAGGUCGUUGCCUAGCAACAAGCCAUGGUAGAGAUGACGUCAGGAGAUGUAGAGGACCAUUUGAGAAAUACUUCUCGGCUACAGCAACAGCCAAUCAUAUGACAGUUAUAGGGCGGGAAUGUCAGGCAUUCAUGAAGACAUUGCCUGUAGGGCAGCCCAUAGAUCUGAAGGCAAGCAGACUAGAAGAUGUCACACUUCGCGUGAUUAUACAUGUAGUCUACGGGGCGGAAGUGCUCGAGAAAUAUUUUGAUAAGAUUGUCGAACUUGAAUGUCUGCUCCAAGAGACAGUAGGUUUGGUCAAUGUUGGUGCAACACGACUGCCAUUUUACUCAAACCUUCCCACUGCAACAAACAAGAAAGUAGUAGCUUUCAACAAAGCAUGGACUACAUUCAACCGCUUCUUGUUUGCCUUAUUUGAAGAAGGAAAGAUAAGCGGUGGGGAUGGGCUGUUUUUCGAAACCAUGGCACUGCUCAAGACUCAUGCUUUGGAAAUUGAUGAGGAAGAGGUGGGUACAUGAAGUUAUGAUUUAGGACAUGAGAUGCAGAUAUAAAUAGGAACACAAUAGGGUGAUUUAGGAUAAUAUAUAUAUUCGAGAAUAACGAAAGCAUAAUCAAAAUGAGAAAACUGUGCUUUUAUUCUUCUCAAUGAUAGACGUAGUCUUGUAUUUAAAGGUAAAUCAAUGGAAUAAAUAAUGAUAAACCCAGCAACCAAACACAUGUAAAAUUGCAGAAGACAACAAGACAGCAACAGGAAUGAAACAACAAAUGGUCUGAUUUGAAGCCUAUAUUAUUUUUGUGUGUUAUUUCAGCUUCUCCACUCAGUAGAUGAAAUCCUCUUACUAAACAUUGAUGUGAGUUUCGCAGCCACGUCAUUUGCCCUGUCAGACCUCGCUAGGUACCAGGACAUUCAAGCAAAACUCCGAGCCGAGGUGGAUGAUGUAUUACAAGGAUGUGAACCAAGCAGCUGUGAGGACCUGGACAAGAGAUUACCAUAUAUGGAAAUGGUUCUGAAAGAAAGUGCUCGUAUGCAUCCUGCACUAGCGCUCAGUCUCCCGGAGAAGACAGUGAAGAGUGUCACUGAGUUAGGAGAUUAUCAAAUACCUCAAGGGGUAAAGCUUUCUUAGACAUAUUAAUAAGAUCAAAAUAUUAUAAGACAACGAGACGCGGCUUAGAGAACAGUACUAGUGGAGUUUCCAACACAAUGAGAAGCAUAUUUGUUAACCCAAAUAGAAAGCUAAAACAGCUGAAAGGAUUUCACAUUAAAAAAAUUUUUCUUGUUCUUACAGACUCCAGUAUGCGUCGACACGUACUCGCUGAACUACUCUGAGACAUACUGGAAAAAUCCAGAAGAAUUUAACCCCGAGAGGUUUUCUGCCGGUCGGAAUCCAGUCCCUGGAUCAUUCUUCCGGUUUGGUAUGGGUCCUAGGAAAUGUCUAGGAUAUCGUUAUGCACUGGCUAUCACUCGAGUGGUUGUCACUUCAUUUUUACAGAAUUUUGAACUGCAACUGAGUGAGACUGAAAAUUGUGUUAAAGUUAAACAAGCAGGAAUGCCAUUUUUUACACCGUAUCUUUGUCCUGAGAUAGUCUUGCAACGUAGAGACACUUAGUUAUGUAUAACCAGAAAAUUAUAUAGCGCCUGCGUACGAGGCAAAAGAAUGUUAACAAAACUAGAAAUAUCUCAUUUGAUAUAGUGUUUGUAAAUGAAGCUAUUUUUUAUAAUUCAAAAUAAAGUUUUCAUUCGUUCAUUCAUUUAUUCAAAAGCCUUUGUAACAGACAUUUGGCUCGAUGUUCGUUAUUGACAUCGCGUUGGGACUAUACCUCUUCAUUGUUUGUGAUCCGAAAAAAUAUAGUACUGUUUAAUAAACGAGCAGCAGUGUUUUAUUAGCCAAUAAGCUUAUGAAUUAUUAAUGAUGUUUGAAACGUGUUUUCAUGUACAGUUUAAGAUUCAGACUAUGUGCACACGGUAACGUUUUCGAGCGUUUUCAUUUGUGUUUUCACGCUAAAACGGAUACAAACACUAUCAGUUUAUGACAGAAGUUGUACUUUAUUUAAUAUAUCCGAGAUAUUUUCCUUUGGGCUGUGCGAAUACGGCGUCAAAACGAUUUUACGGACAAAAACGUUUUUCAAAACGCUGCAAAACGACGCCCGUGUGCACAUAGCCUCAAUUAAUUAAAUCUACUCAAACGACCCUGUUCAGUACAAUGUCAUGACAGUACGUCUAAAAAUUCUUGACUUAUCAUUUCUUCCAAGACAUAUCCUUUAUGUUACUUAAUCCGUCCAUGUAUAGCUGUUCUAUGCCAAUGUUUCGUAAAAUAUACUUUAGAUAUUAUUUUAUCUUUAGUUAUAAUUAAAUAGAGCAUUUUGAUACAGAAUACUGAUACAUACAUAUAUACCACUUUGUUUUACUCACGACUGCUAUGUCUUUAAGCUUUCUCUGGUUUCCAUUCUGGAUCAAAAUGACUUUUAAUAUCAGACCAGACCUUGUAGUAAUCUUUGUCCAGUUUCUCUGACGUUUCUGCCGCCCAUUUUGUAACAGCCAAACUUAGACACGACUCGAACAUGAACGCCUAAACCAAAGAGAAUUAGGAAAAGUGAGGCAACUGUCUUCGUCGCCACCUGACGAGAGAGAUAAAGACAACUUCGAGG